Molecule: messenger RNA, 2445 nt
Organism: Sphaerulina musiva SO2202
Lineage: Eukaryota; Fungi; Ascomycota; Dothideomycetes; Mycosphaerellales; Mycosphaerellaceae
Exons: 1
Coding region: 4-1956 (650 amino acids)
Biological process (GO): SRP-dependent cotranslational protein targeting to membrane
Cellular component (GO): signal recognition particle, endoplasmic reticulum targeting
Molecular function (GO): 7S RNA binding; ribosome binding; protein binding
Source: RefSeq, a predicted model, not a curated record
GAAAUGUCCCUCUCCUCCCUCGCCUCUCUCCUAAAGCAAACGCACAUUCGGGACGAUGACGAGGUCCUACGAGCUGCGAACGCGGCGCUAAAAUUGUCCAAGAACGACAUCGAGGCGCAACAUGUGAAAGUGGUGGCUCUGCUGAAAUUGGACCGCUACGACGAUGCUAUCGCAGCACUGAACGCAGGUGGCGAGCAGCUGAAGGGAAGAGCGACUCUGGAGUAUGCCUAUGCACUAUACAAGUCAGGCAAUCCCGCGGCAGCAGCUGAACUCGCAGCAAAGACACCGUCCCGCGGACACGCGCAUGUCGAGGCCCAGGCGCGGUAUCGCAAAGAGGACUUCGCACGAGCAGCGGAACUAUAUCGGCAAUUAUCUUCAGACGUCGGAGAGGAUGCUGAAGCAGAUCUGCGCAUCAACAGUGGGGCAGUAAAUGCACAACUGGAAUGGUCUGGGAGGGGAGAUCUGGUCGAGCAGAAGAAGCCUGCGCGGGAAGAUCUAGAAGCAUUUGAGACUGCGUAUAAUGCAGCAUGUGGGAGUAUUGCGCGAGGAGAGCUGGGACAGGGCGAAGUGCUGCUCAAGAGAGCUGCCGAUCUGUGCUCGAGCCUGGAGGAUUUAAGUGAGGAGGAGCGGCAAGCUGAAUUGAUACCCAUCAGAGUGCAGCAAGUGUACGUUCUGGCUCGGUUAGGAAGGGAGAAGGAGGCAGAAGAGCUGGCCCGGAAUCUGGACACCCAGUCGAUAAGUGAUGCUGUAACGCGGCAUAUUGCUCACGUGAACAGCACUGCAACGACCACGACACAAAAUCCGUACUUGGUCCAACGGCUGGUGACCAAAGAUCUCGAAUCGUUCAAGCCAAACUACUCAUUUGAAUAUCAAUCGUCAGUGCUGCGGAGGAAUGUGUAUGCGACGGACUUGCAGGCAUUAAAGUAUGCCGGUACUGCUAAAUCAACAGCGGAGACGUUGAAGCAACACGCUUCUCCAAGCACAGAUGCGUUCUACAACUCCCUCUCAGUCGUAAAUGCUGCAGCGCACGCUAAAGGGCAGACUGGAAAGGAGGCAUUAAAGCACAUUCUGCCUGUUUUAGAGACAAGGCCGAGCGACCUUGGACUGCUCCUCACACUCACACAACUUUAUGUGUCAGUUGGCAAUCCUGCCGCUGCAAUUUCUCUUAUAGAGAGCUUUUCUAAGAAGCUCGAAGACAAUGAAAAGGCGAACGACGCACGGUUUGCACCCGGACUUGUGGCGACGAAAGUGAGCCUGUACCUCAGCCAAGGACGAAAGUCCAGCGCUCGAGGCGCGCUGGCAGAAGCCGCAUUGCACUACCAGCAGAGAGCCAAGCAAGGAGACACGGAGCGACCGCCCGGCUUCACUAAUCUCUACAAAGCCGCAGGCAAAGCCUCGCUCGAGACUGAUAAUCCCGAGAACUUGAACCUGGCAAAGCAGAUCUUCGAAGAGCUCCGCAGCACUGACCCCAACGAUCGCUACGCCGCAGCGGGUCUCUUAGCGGCCUCACCCGAAACAGCCUCACAACAAGAUCUAGACUCCCUCACACCCAUAUCUCGCCUCAUCGCCAACAUUGACGUCGACGCUCUUGAAAAUUCAGGAGUAGCUCAACCUCCCUCAUCUUCAGUACCAAAGUCAUUGAAACGACCCGCGGAGGACACGAAACCCAAGAAAGCCAAGAAAGCUCGCAAGUCCCGUCUACCCAAAAACUACGACCCCAACAAGAAACCUGAUCCUGAGAGAUGGCUUCCUUUGCGCGAUCGAAGUACGUAUCGGCCCAAGGGGAAGAAAGCGAAGGCCAGACAGGCGCUCUUCUCGCAGGGUGCUGUUGCCAGCGAAACUGAGAGUAGCAGACCUGCGACGCCGGGAGGAGAGGUCGUGCAGGGAAAGCAGAAGCAGGGUGGUGGCGGAGGCGGCGCCAACAAAAAGAAAAAGGGCAAGGGUGCGAAGUGGUAGGCAGCCUUACGGUCCCAACUGGAGAAGUGUGCAAUGAAGAAGACGUGUAUACAGCUUCAUGUGCACAUUGCACUGUAUCAUACUAUGGUCUUACCACCGAGAAGUGAUAGUCAAAACUCACUCUGGAAACUUGAACUAAUUUUACGCACGGCGAAUUGGAUCGCGCGGUGGUACCACCGAUAUCGACGACGGAACAAAGGAGUGAGAGGCAGGACGUGCAAAUGGUCUUUGCAUUCGCCUUCGUCUUCCUCUUCACAUCGCAUCCUUCGAUUAAGCGUGUCAAUUCCACUCUGUCCUGGUUAUUGUACGUGACAUUGCCGGAUACUUACCACUACCGUUGGCACCGAGCAACACUGUGAGAAGGAUCCGGCUUCUGAGCCUUUGGGCAUCAAUAUGUUGUAGCAUAGCUUCCUCCCUUUGCCGCACCACAUGGCCUGUCAGUGCGACGCAAUGUCAGCCAUGAUAAUGAAGAGUGCAAAUACGAUUGCC